Molecule: messenger RNA, 6255 nt
Organism: Cynara cardunculus var. scolymus (artichoke)
Lineage: Eukaryota; Viridiplantae; Streptophyta; Magnoliopsida; Asterales; Asteraceae
Product: protein TSS
Exons: 25
Coding region: 122-5791 (1889 amino acids)
Biological process (GO): organelle organization
Cellular component (GO): cytoplasm
Molecular function (GO): protein binding
Source: RefSeq, a predicted model, not a curated record
AACACACACAGCGAUACAUACACCAACUUCUUCAUUGGUUCUGGUUUUCCAAUUCUUAUCAGUGAUUGGAAAUCUUUAUUGCUAUAUCUACUACUAGCUUUUCUGCUUAAGGUUUUGAAUAAUGGCGCCCAAAAAUGGACGAGGGAAGACCAAGGGAGAUAAGAAGAAGAAAGAAGAGAAGGUUCUUCCUGUUGUUGUGGAUAUAACCGUGAAUCUUCUUGAUGAUACCCAUGUUAUAUUAAAGCAGGGAAUAUCAACGGAUAGGAUCAUAGAUAUUCGUCGACUAUUAUCAGUGAACACGGAAACGUGCAACAUCACAAAUUUUUCGUUAUCUCAUGAGGUAAGAGGCCCGCGAUUGAAAGAUACGGUGGACGUCGCCGCACUGAAACCCUGCACGCUUGAUCUCAUAGAGGAGGACUAUGACACCGAAACCGCCACUGCACACGUCAGAAGGUUGUUGGACAUCGUCGCCUGCACGACGUCGUUUGGUCCGUCGCCGGUGAUCAAGGAGGAUUCCGGCAAGAUUCCGCCUGAAGUCAAGGCUGCAAAGAAGACGAGUAAAUCGAAGCAAAGCAAUAAGCGUUCCUCAACUCUGCGAACCUCGUCUCCGCCACCGGAACAACCACAAUCGAAAGAUAUUUCAGUGGAGGGUGAGGGAGAGUUGAGCAAUUCGUGUCCCAAGCUUGGAAGUUUUUACGAAUUCUUUUCUCUCUCUCAUCUCACUCCUCCCAUCCAGUAUGUAAGGAGGGCAACACGGCAACUAAAAGAGGACAUUUUAAUUGAUGAUUAUCUUUUCUCACUUGAAGUGAAGCUGUGCCAUGGAAAGCCUGUCCAUAUUGAAGUUUGUAAAAAAGGAUUCUGGAGCAUUGGGAAGCAGCAAAUUUUAUGUCACAACCUUGUUGAUUUGCUGCGGCGACUUAGUAGAGCAUUUGAUAAUGCUUAUGAAGAUCUCAUUAAAGCAUUCACUGAAAGGAACAAGUUUGGGAAUCUCCCGUAUGGCUUCAGAGCAAACACAUGGCUCAUACCUCCUGUUGCAGCACAAGUUCCUUCUGUUUUCCCACCUCUUCCUGCAGAGGAUGAGAGUUGGGGAGGAAAUGGGGGUGGUCUAGGAAGGGAUGGCAAAAGUGAUUUGCAUCCUUGGGCUAGUGAAUUCUUGUAUAUUGCGUCUAUGUCUUGCAAGACUGCAGAAGAUAGGCAGAUUCGAGACAGAAAAGCUUUCUUGUUGCAUAGCUUGUUCGUUGACGUUGCCAUUUUCAAAGCAAUUUUAGCCAUUCAACACAUAAUGGAAAAGCCACAUGUAAAUCCUUCUGAUUUAAGUGGUGAAACAAUACAUACAGAUAGUAUUGGGGACUUGAAAAUCACUGUUUUUAAGGACGCCCCUGAUGCUAGCUGCAAAGUAGAUACAAAGAUUGAUGGAUCCCAAGCAACUGGGGUGGACAAAGAAAGCUUGGUGGAGAGAAACCUAAUCAAAGGGAUCACUGCUGAUGAGAACACUGCUGCUCAUGAUAUUGCCACUCUAGGUGUUGUCAACGUAAGAUAUUGUGGUUAUACUGCUGUUGUGAAAGUUGAAGAAAGAGAGAACGACAAGAAACAUCCUCCAUUGCCAUACAUUGAGCUUCUCGAUCAGCCUGAUGGAGGAGCCUGUGCCCUCAAUAUCAACAGUUUGAGGUUGCUACUUCAUAAGAAAACUUCACUACAGAAUAACGUUCUCCCUUACUUAAGAAGAUCCGAUAGUGAAGAGCUCAGUACUUCCCGAUAUUUUGUUGAGAAACUAUUGAAGGAGAGUCUAACUAAGCUUCAGGAAGAGUGUGUCCAAGCUGACACCUUUACAAGAUGGGAACUUGGAGCUUGCUGGAUCCAACAUUUACAAGACCAAAAGAAAUCUGAAAAGGACAAGAAGGUUUCCACUGAUAAAGUGAAGAAUGAGCUGAAGGUUGAGGGGCUUGGGACACCUCUUCGAUCCCUCAAGAACAGGAAAAAGGAUUUAGAGGGGAGUAAUACAGAACCUCAGUCUCGGAGCUCAAAAGUUGCUGAUGCUGUCAACAGGGAAACGGAGAACUCUGUGUUAGACUUUGCAGAAUCUCAGCUUGAGGCCAAUGCAACUGAAAAUGAGCUUACUUUAAGAAAUUUAUUAUCUGAUGCUGCUUUUACUCGGCUUAAGGAGUCAGAAACCGGACUCCAUUGCAAGUCUUUGCUGGAGCUGAUCGACCAAUCUCAGAAAUAUUACAAUGAAGUUGCUCUUCCAAAAUUGGUUGCAGAUUUUGGUUCCUUGGAACUAUCACCGGUUGAUGGGCGAACUCUAACUGAUUUUAUGCACACACGAGGUCUCCGCAUGCGUUCUCUAGGACAAGUGGUUAAGCUUUCAGAAAAGUUGUCACACGUGCAAUCUCUCUGUAUACAUGAAAUGAUAGUACGAGCUUUUAAGCACAUUUUACAGGCAGUGAUUGCUGCUGUUUCUAAACCAGAGGAAAUGGCUGCUGCAAUUGCCGCUGCACUGAAUCUGAUGCUUGGGGUUCCUGAGAGUGAGAAAGCGAAGCAAUCUUCUGCUGUUGAUUAUCUGACAAGGACAUGGCUAGAAGUUUUCUUGAAGAAGCGAUAUGAUUGGGAUCUUGCCAGCUUUAACUACACAGAACUGAGAAAAAUUGCUAUACUACGUGGGUUAUGCCAUAAGGUUGGCGUUGAGCUGGUUCCAAGAGAUUUUGAUAUGAAUUCUCCCCACCCUUUCAGAAAAGAGGACAUCAUCAGCUUAGUUCCAGUGCAUAAGCAAGCAGCGUGCUCAUCUGCUGAUGGACGUCAACUUCUGGAAUCAUCGAAGACAGCUCUGGACAAGGGAAAGCUGGAAGAUGCUGUUAGCUAUGGGACAAAGGCUCUUGCAAAGCUAGUUGCAGUGUGUGGUCCCUAUCACCGGAUAACUGCAGGAGCUUACAGCCUACUUGCUGUAGUUUUAUACCACACGGGGGAUUUCAAUCAGGCCACAAUCUACCAACAAAAAGCUCUGGACAUCAAUGAGAGAGAACUGGGAUUGGAUCAUCCAGAUACCAUGAAAAGUUAUGGGGAUCUCGCUGUAUUCUACUAUCGGCUUCAACAUACAGAGUUGGCUCUCAAGUAUGUAAAACGAGCAUUAUACUUGCUACAUCUUACUUGUGGCCCAUCACAUCCAAAUACGGCUGCAACAUACAUCAAUGUAGCUAUGAUGGAGGAAGGUCUGGGAAACGUUCAUGUCGCCCUCAGAUAUCUGCAUAAAGCUCUCAAGUGCAACCAAAAGUUACUUGGCCCAGACCAUAUCCAGACUGCUGCAAGUUACCAUGCAAUAGCAAUUGCGCUCUCUUUAAUGGAAGCUUACCCUCUGAGCGUUCAGCAUGAACAAACGACCUUGCAGAUAUUACGUGCAAAGCUGGGUCCAGAUGAUCUACGCACACAGGAUGCUGCUGCUUGGCUUGAGUAUUUUGAAUCCAAGGCUGUUGAACAGCAAGAAGCUGCAAGAAAUGGGACUCGGAAACCCGAUGCAUCCAUAGCUAGCAAAGGCCAUCUUAGCGUAUCGGAUUUGCUUGACUAUAUUAAUCCAAGUCAUGAUGGUCAAGGGACAGAUGGUGUGGGUCUAAAAAGGAAAAGCUAUAUCCAGAAGUUGAAGGGGAAAUCUUACCAAAACUUGGAGGUGGCAAAUUCUGAUGAGGCAUCUCCAAAAGAUCUGAAAGAAAUUUUAGAUGAAGCGAAACAAGAGCCGGACGUCGAACAUGACAUUCAGGUGAAUGAAGAACCCACCGCUCCAUGUAUCGAGUCGAGUCCACCCAUCAAGGAAGACACUGCUGAAGAAAAGUCAGUUCUUUCCGAGCUGCUGCAAUCAGAGGAAACUGCUGCACAAAUCCCCGUUUUUGCCAAUGAUGUCUUUCCUGAAGCACAUGCUGAAGGAGAAGAAGGAUGGCAACCGGUUCAAAGACCAAGAUCAGCAGGCUUAUAUGGACGGCGACUUCGACAGAGGAAAGCGGCUAUCAACAAGGUUUACAGUUAUCAAAAGAAAGGUGUACUUCAGGAGUCUGAAGAUAAAUUGAAGAAUGACUUUCAAAACGGUAGGUAUCAUUUCAUAAAGAAACGAGUGAUAUCUCCUGCAAGUUAUGUUGAUUACCAUGCUGCAAAGGUUCCCUCUCCUAAUCAUAAAUUUGGACGGAGAAUCGUUAAGGCUUUGACAUAUAGAGUUAAGUCCACACCUUCAUCUGCCAAGGAUACAACGGAAGAAACGUCUAGAAAUGGUAGAGAGGAAUCAAAUCCUUCAAUCGAUGUUGCCUCAGUACAAAAGACAAAAGAAGCAGGACAUGUACCACAAAGAAGUUCUAUAGUUAGCAUCGGAAAAUCUCCUUCUUACAAGGAAGUAGCUCUGGCCCCACCAGGUACUAUCUCUCUGUUGCAGGUCCGGGAGUUUGAGUCACAAAGCGAUACUCCUGAAGACAAGGAAAUCGAUAAUGGUAAACAUGAGGAGCCUACCUUAGCGAAACAAAGUACAGAGUCUGCAGUGGCAGAAGUGGGAAAUCUCGAGGAAGAGAAAGUUCAGGACCUAUUUGGGGGUUCUGUAGACAAUAUGAAAGAUGAAACAGAAGGUCUUGAAAAGACAGAAGAAACCCAUUUGAGUGACUUGAUAGGAGAUAAACAUCUAGAGACCAUACCUGCAAACGUGGUGGAACAGAAUGCAACCAGCUUUGUGGAGGUUGAUAAGAUAAUAGACAAAAGUAUCAUUGACAUUCCAAUUCCAAUUCCAAUUGAGUCCUCCACUAUAGAGGAUCUAUCUGAGAAAGGUUCGUCUACUAAUGUUGAACCUACCGAUGAUUCAAGUUGCAUCUUGCAAAAAUCAGCUGUUUCAAACGAUUCACCAGCAGUUACUUCUCCUAAUUGUACUCAAGAACUCCCAAACAAGAGGUUGUCUGCAUCAGCUACUCCAUUCAGCCCAUCACCACCUGUUCGAGUUGCACCAAUGCCCAUGAACAUUGCUCUCCCUCCCGGUCCCACCCCAUGGCAAAUGAACAUGACUCUUCACCCAAGACCCGCCAAUGUCUUACCUGCAGUAAACCCAAUGUGCUCCUCUCCUCACCAGCCAUACCCUACAUCUCCAGCUACCCCAAAUAUGAUGCACCCAUUACCUCUUAUGUACUCUCCUCCAUAUACACAAGCUCCAUCGUUACCCAACAGUACGUUUCCUAUGACGAGCAGUCCGUUCCAUCCCAAUCAUUUUGCGUGGCAAUGCAAUAUGGGUGCUAAUGGGUUACAGUAUGUUACUGGGCCAGUUUGGUCCAACUGCCAUCCAAUGGAGUUCUCCAUCUCACCACCAGCAGUGAGGCCGAUUUCUGAUCCAAACAUGGAGGCAAAACAGGUGUUUGAUAGCUCUGAACAACUUAAUGGAACUCCUAAUCUAAUGGUUGAGGUUAGCAAUGAGGAUGAAAGUAAGCAAGACGCGAAUCUUCAAGCACCAAAAGUUAUUGAUGAGUCUAAUGGAAUCGUUGGGGUUCAAGCAGAGAAUGGUGGUUCUAUCUACAAUGGCAGUUCAAAUUGGAAUCUGGGAAGCACCGGAGAAAAUCAUGUGCAAAAACCAUCUCAAAAGGUUGAGACUGAGAAGACCUUCAAUAUUUUGAUCAGGGGCAGAAGAAACCGGAAGCAGACUUUGAGAAUGCCAAUUAGUUUGCUGAACAGACCAUAUAAUUCUCAGUCUUUCAAAGUUAUAUAUAGCAGAGUAAUCAGAGGAAGUGAAGGUCCAAAGUCUACCAGCUUUUCUUCUGACGGAAAUGGGGCAACAACUGGUACAUAAGGCUAUGCCUCAUGCUUUGCCUGUAUAGCAAAAUGCUUCAAAGAGUAGCACAGAAGUGUAGUUCCAUCAUUUUGCCCCUUGCACAGAAGAUCAUGGUGCCAUGGAUCGUGAAGUUUUUUAGGUAUGAAGUUACAUGAAUCUCCAAUCAUCACAAUGUCGCUUCAAGCAAAUUUACAGGUUCAAAACCAGACGGUAUGCACUCCACAUGGGAAUCCAGAGAUGUUGAAUAUUGGCAAUAACACAUUCCAUUCUUGAUUCAUAUGAAGGCUAAAUCGAGUUUUGCGUUUGUUCCUCUCCCUCGCUAGCUUCGACUUUGAUGAUUAAAUUGGAUUUAAUUGUAUAUGAUACCAUUUUUGUUCAAACUGAGUUUGAUUUAGACAGAACUGCAUACGAAGUUUCCUGGUGAACCAUGCGGUAAUGCUGCUGAUACUAAUAAUAGAAGCAAUAUUUAAUUCAUGCGUCGA